Molecule: messenger RNA, 1365 nt
Organism: Chara braunii
Lineage: Eukaryota; Viridiplantae; Streptophyta; Charophyceae; Charales; Characeae
Source: the annotation of a GenBank genome assembly
CUCAUGUAGAGGAUGUAAUUUGGACUAAAGAGAAAGGGAGAGGGAGGGACAGAGAGAAAGGCACAGGGGGGGAGGGAGGAAAAGGGAGAAAGGGAGAAAGGAACACGGGGGGGGAGGAGAAGGGCGAAAGGGAGAGAGAGUCUCACAGAGGGGAGGACGAGGGAGAAAGGGAGAGGGGCAAAGGUACAGGGGGGAGCAAAAGCGAGAAAGGGAGAGGGGAGUGUGUUUGAUCUGAUCAUCGUUGCUCUGGGCGGAGAAGGAGUAGGAGUAGGAGGUCGCCUCAAGGGUUUACGAGCAGAGAAGGAAGAAGGCGGGCUCACAAGACAAGAGCCAGCGAUGGCCGAGAGACGCACGGGGGGGACGGCUGAGCAGUCGGGGAAUUAUGAGGAUGGGGAGGAGGAGAGGCGGCCUGUGGUUGAUCCGCAGCAAUUUGCGGAGGUGAAGACAUGGCUGCAGGAGGUGUUCCAUCUGGUGGGAAGAGAGGUUCCCUCCUUCGAGUAUACUCCAAGAACCAUAGCCGAACUUCAUCGGAUUUCCACGAUGUCGAGGCGCCGCACCAAGAUUGCAGAUAUCAUGGCUAAGGAUUUGCGCGAAAGAUCGGGAGAGUUCCGACGAGAAGCUGUGCGGCUGAAGGAGUUGUUAAAUGGAAUCGGGCUUGGUCAAGAGAACUUCUCCCAGGCUGCAAGCAACAGCAUUCAUGCUCUAGCUGCUACUGCAGAUCAUCUCGAUCUGAAAGACGCCCAAAUUAGCAGUUACUUUGUGGCGAUGGCGGAUCUGUCCCUCAAGAUGGCUGAAGUCCGUGAGAAGAGGGAGAAAGCACGCAGGGAAUCGGCAUCUAUGCUGGAUCACACACGGAAGGCUAUUGCAAGACUGACGCAGCUUAAGAGACUUUGGUCACAGUUGGAGGAGGAGGCAGCGAUGCAGAAUGGGCCAAUGUCUAAAUGGCAGGAGUUUGUGGGCAUGAUGGCAUCGAAAGAGAGGCAGUACAAACAACAGCUGCAGAAUUAUCAGAAUAUAUUGAUGAGGGCAGGGUACACGCCGGAAAUUGCUCAUGGAACAUUGCUAGAGGCAGCGGCAAGGCACACACAGCUUGUGAAGAGCACCGAGCCAGUUCUUGGGACACUGCGAAGUUAUCAAGAUCUUCCUCCUGUAUCGCACCUGCUGGUGGGUGCAGCUCCUGCAUGUUCCCUCGUUGGAGGCUUGAGCAUGGAUGUGGCUGCUACGGGGUUCCCCGUAAUACUAUAAUGACAAUAAAAAAGGCCUGAAAGGCCGUCCUGUCCAGAUUUGACAGAACGCGGCCAUACAUGCGUCGCGUCUGGCGGGAUGUACCUGCCUGGCACGUCGCAACAAAUACAUCCAAGCAAA